Messenger RNA from Capsella rubella, 738 nucleotides. Its product is annotated as MATH domain and coiled-coil domain-containing protein At3g58280. The record is from RefSeq and is a predicted model, not a curated record. Lineage: Eukaryota; Viridiplantae; Streptophyta; Magnoliopsida; Brassicales; Brassicaceae. The transcript is spliced from 2 exons.
CUUUACAUAUGUGAUCACCUGACUUCAACUCUGCUUCAUCCUAAACUAAAGUUUGAAAGCUGAGGAAUUCUCAUCUUAAAAAUGUCGAAGAAAGAAAAUAGUCAUGUGCCUGUUGAUAGCAAUGACGAUGAUUUGUCUCCGUCUGAAGAUUUGUCGUCGGAAGAUGAAGAUACUGUUUACGUCAAUGGGUUUCAACUUCUUUCGUCACAAGAAAAACAGGUGAAGGAAAUUUUUAAAAACCAUCCAGAACUCACUUCAGAUUUCAAGUUUAAGAAUCAACAGCUCAAGAAUGCUAUGAUGGAUGCCCUCCUAGACCUUAUCAACGUAUUGUGAAAGUCGACAAAAGAGCUUUCUUUGGAAGAGCUAAACGAAGCAGAGAAUACGCUAUUUGAUCUUACUAGAGCAGGCUUGAAAGUUGGUUGGUUGCGUCAGAAAUGGGAGGAAGCUUACUUGAAAAAGGAGAAACAGAGAGUUGUAAGGGCCAGGAUCAUAGAACUCGAGGAACAGGUCAAGAAGCGAAAGCUGGCUUUGUCCGACUUGGAAUCCGACCUUAUGAAAGAGAAAGCUGCGGUUCUGGCUGCUAACUUUCCUUUGUUUCAGCAAAUUUCCUUUCUGUUGGAGACUUUUUAGUUUGCUUGAUCAAGUCUCAAAUAUGAUUUUAGAGCUUGUUUAAUUUUUAUUUGAAUUAUCUAAGCAAAUCUAAUUAAUUAGUAGGAACCUUUUUAUUUCCGGGUUUAA